Molecule: messenger RNA, 805 nt
Organism: Manihot esculenta (cassava)
Lineage: Eukaryota; Viridiplantae; Streptophyta; Magnoliopsida; Malpighiales; Euphorbiaceae
Product: iron-sulfur cluster assembly protein 1
Exons: 3
Coding region: 123-623 (166 amino acids)
Biological process (GO): iron-sulfur cluster assembly; intracellular iron ion homeostasis
Cellular component (GO): cytoplasm; mitochondrial matrix
Molecular function (GO): 2 iron, 2 sulfur cluster binding; ferrous iron binding
Source: RefSeq, a predicted model, not a curated record
AAACCCUACAAAACCCACAAUCUUCAUCCUCAUCCACUUCUGUUCACAAAUACUCACUAGAGAGAGAAGUGAAAUCAAUCGGACCGUACUGAAACCCUAACAAUUGCCGAUCAACGCAACAAAUGCUGAGGCUCGCUUCGAAGAAACUGCUUGGGCAGGUGCCUCCACGGCUCUCCCCGAUAUUACCGCGUUUCUACCACGAGAACGUGAUAGAUCACUUUAAUAACCCCCGGAACGUUGGUUCCUUCGAUAAGAACGAUCCUACAGUGGGAACGGGGCUCGUAGGUGCACCAGCCUGUGGGGAUGUCAUGAAGCUGCAGAUUAAGGUCGACGAGAAGACUGGAGAGAUCGUUGAUGCUCGCUUCAAAACCUUCGGCUGUGGCUCCGCUAUUGCCUCCUCUUCUGUAGCUACUGAAUGGGUGAAAGGGAAACAGAUGGAGGAAGUUUUAACCAUAAAAAACACGGAGAUUGCAAAGCAUCUGUCUCUUCCACCGGUGAAGCUUCACUGCAGCAUGCUUGCUGAGGAUGCUAUCAAGGCAGCUGUAAAGGAUUACCAAACAAAACGUGCAAAAGCUGAUGGCACUCCUAAUGCUGCGCCUGUUGAGCAAGCUGCUCAAGCUUGAAUGUAUUCAAGUGUAUAUGCUGAUGAUGAAAAUGUAACGUUCAACCGAAUGGCUAUUAUGUAGCUAUAAUAAUGGAUCACACCUUAUUUUAACUGUGCCUGAGGCUGGAGUUCAGGUCCUGCCAUGUAAGGGUUUCAUUUUAGUUUUAUAAAGUUUAUAUGAAUGGAUGUUACGUAUGUAAA